UGCGGCGCCGCACGCUGUUUGAGCUGCUGUUCUGUCAAGCAGCGUAACGCACGGAGCAGCUCUCCGUACUCUGCAGAGUGGGAACGUGGGAGGGACGGACUGAUGGAAGCCCCGCUCCUCACUCAGCUUCCAUUGCACUUGUGAAUACUAAGUUUCUAUCAACCACAUUUUAGGCCUCGAUCUCACUGACUGUCACCGACCAUGAGCGGGGGGGUGAACGUCAAAGUCAUACCUCAGAGUCAGAGCGACGCAGGCGUCGGCUCGAGUCUGCCUCUACCCCGAAGCAUGGUGCCGCUUUCCAAGGUGGAUGCCAAACAGCAAUACGGCGCCGCCCCCGAUCCGACGGGACAGCGUCAACAUGCAGCCGGACGACAGGCGCCUUCCUUCUCCUCCUCUCCCGUGUCCUCGGGUCCCGCAGAGCUGCUGAGAGGUGCCGCGUUAAAGAACCACCUGCUGCAGCAGAAGACCGCCUUGUACUCCCCCAGAGGCCCGGCGGCUACGGAGCGGACUGAUGGAACCUGCUCGGCCUACAGCAGCCCCCGGAUACCAAAGAGGGAGGUCAGACGCUCCAAGGACACGCUGGACCUCCGGGCCGGCACGCUGAGCCAGGCGGCUGUGCGAGACCUCCAGUUGAGACGGACCACCAACAAGAACUGGACCUUUGGAAAAUACCGCCUGAAGAGUGUGGACAACGCAGCCGAGGGGGACGCCUUGUGUCGGCUCUCUGCUAGUGUGUCCCAGCCGGGACACGGAAGAGGACGUCUCUUUUGUACCAAAGGUGCAAAUGGAAACGAGCUACCCGGUGUGUCGACCUCUGAGAUGGGCGAUAUCCAAAAAGAGGUGAGGAACAGUUCCUACCAGCACCUGGGAGCUUCAGAAAGAGGCGUGUCCAGCAGAAAACCAAAAUCUUCUUAUCACACAUUCAACAUUCCACGCCGAGGGAGUGAGCCAGGACAAGUCAACGCGGCCGCCGUCGCUUCCUUCCGGUUCAGGUUUCAGGUCCAUGAGGACGCCGACCCCGCCCUGGAUGACCUCAGUGACUGUUCCUCGGACUCCAUGGAGGUCUGCUGCGACGAGUUCGGAGGCAUGCUGGGAAAUAGUGCGAAAGGCAGAGAAGGAGAUUUGAGGAUGGAAAGGACGGAUAGCACAAAGGCAUACGGCCAAGCAGAUGGCAAAGGAGUUGGUAUGGCGGCGAAGAGGGCAAAGCCCGGUGUCCCCCAGGGCACACCGAGGGGUGAACUGAAGGUUUACCGGGCGGGCAGCUCCGAUGGCAGGCUGCCGGUCUCCUCCAAUCUCCGCAAGCAGAGGUCCAUGACAAACCUGGCUGUGCUCACCGACGCUGAGAAGAAGUUGCACCUCUACGAGCCCAAGUGGUGUGAUGACAUGGCCAGGCCCGGGGCAGGGCAGACCAAGACGGGCAAGCCAAAGGCGGCCGGGGUCGGCAGCAGCGCCGGAGGGGGUGCCGCUCUUUCUCGAAACCUGUCCAAGUCGGAGCACUCGCUGUUCCAGGGCAAACCCAAGCCCUUCAGCCCCCUGGCUGCUCCAUCUGCUCUGAGCAAGCAGAGCCGCAUACCUCGUGCUCCUUACGCCGAGGUGAAGCCCCUGAGCAAGGCGCCCGAGGACGGGAAGUCCGAUGACGAGAUCCUCUCCAGCAAGGCCAAGGCCAACGCCAAGAAGCAGGGAGCCGGGGCCGGGGGGGAGUCCGGCUCCAAAGGCCAAGGGGAGGAAGGGGGAGACAAGCCCUUCCUGAAGGUGGACCCAGAACUGGUGGUGACUGUGCUGGGCGACCUGGAGCAGCUGCUCUUCAGCCAGAUGUUGGACCCUGAGUCCCAGAGGAAGCGCACCGUGCAGAAUGUCCUUGACCUCCGCCAGAAUUUGGAGGAUACAAUGUCCAGUCUGCGAGGCUCUCAGCUCAGUCAUAGCUGCGUGGACAGCAGCAACGUGGGCUACGACAGCGACGACACCAACGCCCGCAGCGUGUCCAGCCUGUCCAACCGCUCCUCGCCGCUGUCCUGGCGCCACGGCCAGUCCAGCCCUCGGCUCCAGGCGGGCGACGCCCCGUCCUCCACGGGCGCCGGCUACAAGGGGAGCAAGGCCGCAGGGUCGCAGUACGCGGCCCAAACGAUGCCGGCCCGCUGCUCCGGCCGCCUCAGCAGCACGUCUCGCAUCGAGCUCAUCGAAGGGCUGGACGACGGCGACCUCAAGUCCGGUUACCUGAGCGACAGCGACCUUCUCGGGAAGAGCCUGCCGGAAGACGACGACGACAACCUGGCCAACGGGUGGGAUGAGAGCAGCUCCAUCAGCAGCGGGCUCAGCGACGGCGAAGGAGAUGGCUCGGAGAACCUCAGUUCAGAGGAGUUCAACGUCAGCUCCUCCCUCAACUCCCUCCCGAGCACGCCGCUGGGAUCCAGACGCAGCUCCUCUGUUAUGCUCCGCACCGACGCAGAGAAGCGCUGCCUGGUGGAGAGCGGCCUUUCGUGGUACAGCGAGGACGGCAAAGCCGCCAACAAGCUCGACGGCUGCAGCUAUGACACGGGGAGUCUCAAGGCCGAGGCCCCCCCGAGCAAGUGGAGGAAGAAGCCCCCGGGCCUCGGUGAAGAGUCCGCGUGUAAAGGGGAACCGAGGAAGCCUCAAAGCUUGGGUCAUCCGGGUAGUUUCAAGAAGGGCCGCAACCCCCCCGUAGGAGUGACCUCCCCCAUCACCCAUACCUCUCAGAGCACGUUGAAAGUGGCGGCACCUAAAAGUGAGAAGCCAAUGGAUAAAUCCAGGAUUUCCCUCAAAACCGCUGGUCUGCAGCGCUCGCGUUCCGAUGCCGGAAGGGACCAUCACGGAGAGCACCGCAAGCCCCCGUCAGGAUUAGUCAAACCCACAGCAGGAGCCUCCUUUGGCUACAAGAAGCCACCGUCAGCCACCGGCACCGCCGCCGUGAUGACAGCAGGGGGCGCCGCCAUCUCCAGUGGCUCCGCUACUGUGGGGAAAACCCCCAGGUCGUCUGGCAUCCCCAUGAAGCCCGUGGGAGGAGGGGGGGCGCCCUCGGGCCGAAAGAACAGCUUCGACGCCAGCAGCGAGCAGAGCUUCCUGGCGCCAAACGCCCGAAACAGCAUCCAGUACCGCAGCCUGCCUCGGCCGGCCAAGUCCAGCACGCUCAGCGUGAUCGGCCGCUCCGCGCCUCGGCCCGUCAGCGGCGUCAUUGACCCCGGCCUGUUGACUCUGAAACCCGUGGCCAUGUCCUCCACGGGCCCCAGGGCGAAAGAGCUCGGUAGCUGCGGCGGCAAGAUGUCCAAUCGAACAGGCGCAGGCCCAGUGAACAUGACGGACCGGGAGAAGGAGAAGGAGAGAGCCAAGGCCAAGGCUGACCUAGACUGUGGUUCCUUGAAAAGAGAGACGCCGUCCACCGGGGAGGCCACUCUGAAGCUGCACGGCCUGAGACGGACCAGCAGCGGCAAAUACCCGGAACUGUCCUCGCCCACCACACCAAGAUUGCUGAACACUAAGUCCCUGGGUCGUCCCCCCAGCCUGGCUCACCUGGACAAGGUCAACUCCAACAGUUACGAUUCGUGCGUGACCCUCCAGGACCUCCCGCCCAAAGUCCCCCCUUACUCCAAGCUGCAGGACUUGGCUGGUUCCCACACCUCGCCCCGCCUCACCCCGAGCCCGGCGCCCGUGCUCCACAUCGAUUCCCCCGGCUCCUACACCAGCGAAAGCCUGAGUCUCAGCGCGUCGCCCUUGCUCUACCCCAAGCUGUCCGGCAUGCACCGCAGCAUGGAGUCCCUGCCGCUCCAGAUGAGCGUGCCUUCCAGUGCCAGGUUUGUCAGGACUGAGAUGCAUGACAAGGACGAGAGGGGCGCGGGAACCUGGGGAGCCGGCAGCAGGACGUCCCUCAACCUGACGGAUAGCUUGCAAACAGACAGAAAUACCGUACCGAAGAAAGGCUUAGAACGCUACAGCUCAAGCCUGUCAGAGAGUGACGGCAAACCGGGGCGACGCCACUCCCACAACAUAGUGAGCAUGGCUGAGAGCGAUACCCCCCCCCAGCUGCCUUCUCCCACCCGCCCGCUCCUCCUCCCUUCCUCUGGCAAGGCCCCUCUCACCAACGUGGUUGCCCCAAUUUCUACUGGCACCCCGAGGAUAUCGCGUUCCAACAACAUCGGCCCGCCCAGUGAGUCGGCCUGCGAUCUCUACGGAUCCUCCCCCCUGGGCAGCAGUAUGUCCCUGGCCGACCGGCCAAAGAGCCUGAUGCGCUGCGGGUCCUUCCGGGAACAGGGGAUGAUUCAAAUCCCUCCUCUGCCUGUUUCAGUGCAUGGCUCCGUGCUCUCUUUGGUGUCCAAUGCUUCAUCCAACCAUUCCUCGAAUGAGGAGAGGAUACAAGGAGAGCAAAUCCGCAAGUUGAGGCGAGAGCUGGAGUCUUCCCAGGAAAAGGUUGCCGACUUGACCAUGCAGCUCAGUGCCAACCUGGGCCAGGCUAAUCUGGUAGCAGCGUUUGAACAGAGUUUGGCGCUGAUGACGGCACGUCUGGAGACCCUGUCGGUCUGCUCGGAUCAAAAGGACUCUGAGCUCACCGAGCUGAAGGAUACCAUCGAGGUCCUGAGGGUCAAAAACACAGAGGCCCAAGAAAUCAUUCACGGGGCCCUCGCCGCCCCGGAAAUGGAACCUCCAGCACCGCAGAUCAAUCGGCAGAACUCGUCUGAAAGCAUCUCCAGCCUCACCAGCAACACCAGCCACUCGAGUAUGGGCAGCCUGAAGGAGCAGGAGGCCAAGAAGAAGAAGAAGAAGAGCUGGUUACGCAGCUCCUUCAACAAGGCCUUCAGUAAGAAGGGCUCCAAGCAGUCUGGGCCGUAUGCUGACAUUGAGGAAAUAUCCACGCCAGAAUCCUCUGCACCGUCCUCCCCUAAAGUCCACCACGUCGGGAACAACCGCCCACUGUCGAUGAAGUCCUCGACCUCAUCCUCCGGACUGUGUGACGGACUGGAGGUGGGGGACGAUAAGGUGGUAACAGAACUGCGCUCAGAGCUUUGGGAGAAGGAGCGCAAACUGACCGACGUGCGCCUGGAGGCUCUGAGCUCCGCCCAUCAGCUGGAGCAGCUGCAGGACGCCAUGACCAACAUGCAGUCGACGGUGGAGAACCUGAAGGCCGAGAACGACCAUCUGAAGAUAGGCGGCCUGUCCCCGUGUCCGUCCCCUGGACCCUCCAGCUCCGCGUCCCAGUCCUCAGGCCUGACCGCUCUGGGAAGCUCAUCGCCUCGGCAGUCCGUAGCGAUGCCCAAGAGCUACAGCAGAGGGCCGAGUGAGGGGAGCAGCUCCGCAGACGUCUUCUUUGCCGACUCUCUCAGUCUUUCCUCCCAGAGGGACGAGCACCGUGUUCGGGUGGUGAUUUGCGUCGCGGAUUUACACGUCUUCAAAGACGAGGUCAAACAGAAGGAUUUCUUCGUCGGCACCGUCAGGGUGAACGGCAGGAUGGACUGGCCCAUGCUGGACUCUGCAGUCAGCCAAGCUUUCAAGGUGUACAUCGCCAAGGUGGACCCCACGUCAAGUCUGGGCCUGUCCACAGAGUCCAUCUACAGCUACAGUAUGGGCCACAUCAAGAGAGUGCUGGGAGGAGAAUCUCCGGAGACGCAGCCGUCUCGCUGCAUGUCCCGAGGCCCCAGUAGCAUCACAGUGGCCCUCAAAGGUUUGAAGGAGAAGUGUGUGGACAGCCUGGUAUUCGAAACGCUCAUUCCUAAACCCAUGAUGCAACACUACAUCAGUUUGCUGCUCAAACACCGCCGGCUCAUCCUGUCCGGACCGAGCGGAACGGGGAAGAGCUACCUCGCUUCCCGGCUGGCCGAGUACCUGGUGGACCGAAGCGCCCGCGAGGUCACCGACGGCAUCGUGGUCACUUUCAACAUGCACCGCCAGUCAUGCAAGGAUCUGCAGCUUUAUCUUUCCAACCUGGCCAAUCAAAUCGAUCGGGAAAGCAGCACGUCGGAAAUACCGCUUGUCGUUAUUCUGGAUGAUAUUCACGGGCCUGCUUCCAUCAGCGAACUGGUCAAUGGUGCUCUCACGUGCAAAUAUCACAAAUGUCCUUACAUCAUUGGGACGAGCAAUCAGCCUGUGAAGAUGAUCGCGAACCACGGCCUCCAUCUCAGCUUCAGAAUGGUGACCUUCUCCAACAAUGUGGAGCCGGCCAACGGCUUCCUGGUGCGGUACCUGCACAGGAAGCUGAUGGAGUCGGAGGACGAGAGAAGCCUGACCAACGAGGACCUGAUCAGGGUGCUGGACUGGGUGCCCAAACUGUGGUAUCAUCUGCAUGCCUUCCUGGAGAAGCACAGCACGUCGGACUUCCUCAUCGGCCCCUGCUUUUUCCUGUCCUGUCCAGUCACGGUGGACGAGUUUCGAUCGUGGUUCAUUGACCUUUGGAACCACUCUAUCAUUCCUUACCUGCAAGAGGGGGCCAAGGACGGCAUCAAGGUCCACGGCCAGAAGGCGGUGUGGGAGGACCCGGUGGAGUGGGUGCGGGGCACCCUGCCCUGGCCUUCUGCCCAGCAGGACCAGGCAAAGCUGUUCCACUUGCCUCCCCCCAGCAUUGGCUCCAGCAGCCCCGGUCAACUCUGCGAUGAGAGGCCCCACAAGGAGACGCCACCCAGCUCCAUGGAUUCUGAUCCUCUGAUGGCGAUGCUUUUGAAACUUCAAGAGGCUGCAAAUUACAUUGAAUCCCCGGACAAAGAGGAGCCUGGCCUGCCUAAUCUUUGAACACAAAGCUCACAACUAACAGUUAGCACUUCAACCUUCGUGUUUUGUGUCCGUUGUGAUGAUGCGGUACUCGUUCAGGAACAAGUUACCCAAAAAGAAUUUAAUAUUUGGUGAUUUCAACCUCACGUAGUAAGUUAGGAGUAAAACUAGAUCAUACAUACGAACAUGCAGUAUUUCCAAAAAAUCUGUAUUUUCAAAAGACUAUAAUCUCUUACUUUACUAUAUAUUUGACUGGAUGACAUUCACUCUGGUUCAGAUUGUUUUACCACCACGUUGGCGAUCACGGUCGUCUCAGAUUGGUGCUAAAAGAUCACAAAGAGUCGUCUCAGCACCUCAGACUUCAGGUGACUUCCACAGCACGCGUGCAUCAUGGGAUAUGGAGCGCUUACCAACAUCAGCUGUUUUUGAUGAACUCAUUUUGGAAAAAAGUAUGACAGCACUGCCGAUGCUACUAUUUAUGGUUCUUUGGUACAUAUCUACUGUACACGUCUUUCAAGGCCACAUCUUAUACUUAUGCAAGCCUGAACUUUACAACCCGAGCAGGUGAAACAUAAAAUGCCUUAAGAACAGACGUAAAUGUCACCUCAACUUCAGCAGGGAAUACUGGUGCUCUUAUCACUAUCCCCCCCAGCUGUGGCUGUCAGGAGUCAGUUAUUUUUUCAUUUCUCUGCAUUAUUUAUUCAGAUUCAUAAUCUUUUUUGUUUUUACAAUAUAAAAAAAAUGCUAUGAUCAAUUCUCAGUGUAUUUUUUCACAUAAGUCCUUGUUACGCUUAGUAUGGUUUAAUAAGUAAAAAAAGGUUUAACUUGCUGUCAUACUCUUUUGCAUAAAACAAAACCUAUUUAUUAGUGAUGUGAGUUCAUCACUCUGUUGCUGUACAGCUCCAUAUUUUACAAGUACUUUGUGUACUUUUAUGAACUGCUUUAUGUUCAUCAAGUGUCACUAAUGUUGCCGUAUAUAUCAGGUAUUAAAAACGUAUUACACAGGGACAAUAAAGCAUAACAAACACCAUCUAGACAGAUCAAGCAGAGGCUAUUUGAAUCCUAUUCAGAUUUUUUUUCUACAUAUUUACCUAGGAAAGUGUAGCUUUCCCCCCAGAUUCAGCGUAGCUACUGUAUAUAUUAUGUAAAUGCAAUCAGGCUACAUCAGUUAUUUCAUCAAUAUUAGUUGGUGCAAAUAUCUAAUAUAAUAAACCAAAUACUGUACUUUAAUCAAGCAUAUUGACAUGUCAUGUUAGAGGUUUAAGUUCAACAAUGAAUGUAUAGAAGAACAACCAUUUAACAGUACAAAUCAUUUAGUUGGUGCAUUUAAAGAAGUCCUUGAUCACAAAGCUCGGAUGCAUAACACUUUAAGUCUUACUUUAAAGCUAUCUACUGUACGUACGCCCAUUCUUAUAUACAACACUUCAGCAACAGACUAAAACAGAGAAAGGUCUCAUUCUCAUCCUUAUUAUCAUCAUUUAGGUGCUUCUGGUGCUCCGGUGCUGAUUAAAGAUCACAUAGCCUUUCAGGUUAGAGUGUUGCGUCAUACAGUAGAACCUUCUGAAGCUAAAGUAAUGUGAACUGGAUCUGGAUGCUAUUUUGCAGUGUAGUCAUGUCAACCAUUGGAUGGGCCGUGAUAACAUACGGUAGUCAUAUUCCAGUACAAGACUCAACACUUUGGGUACAAGACUGUAACAACGUUUUCAUGGAGAGAGGUUUGUUUUCCGAAGAAUGAUUAAAAAGCAAAAGAUGUAAACACCUUUUUGUGUAGAUUUUUGUAAAGACGGCCGAAUGGAGUAAGUGGCAUGUGGUCAAAAAAAACAACAAUCUGUCCUUCCCAAACUGUGUCAUUGUUUAGGUACUCAGACAACACGUCACAUGUACAUGAACCAUGCAAUGAAUGUCACACCACUUUUUGUGAUACGAAAGUCCAAUUUGAAACGCCGAGCUGCUAGUUGCUUCGUUACUGCACUGUUUUCCUGAGGCUGACAACAACACUUCAAGCUUAUCUGCAGCUCUGAUUGGGCAUCUGUUUACUACAACAACAACAACAACAAAAAAGAAGAUUCAAAGACCUCGAAGAGCAAAAAGAUUCCAAAUGGCCUAUGACUGUCACGCCGGUCACAUGCCAACGGAGAAUAACGUCAGUUAUUGUAAAUAUUUCAGGUAUUGGACUACCAACCCUGGUCUGUCUCUGCAGGUUAACUAAAGCCAUCAGCUCGAGCUCCUCAUCUCAUUCACUGGUCGUCGUGCCUGUUGCUCUGUAGUAGCUGUGAUUUGUGUUUGCUUACUAGUGAAUCGGGACUAUGCAGCAACUUCUACUGGUGUCGGCACGCAUAAAAUGCCUGAUUGUCGUGAGCAAACGCAGCGUGUUUUCAACUGGUCUGUCUUCGACUUCUUGAUUUGGCCUAAAUUGCACUUACAGGACAAAAGUGUGUGUGCUUGUUUUUUUUUCGCAGGUGGUACUGAGCCUUGAAGAGAGGAGGCUUUGUUUGCCGUCGGGUUACAAACAGGGUUUAUCGAUGUUGUUAGAAAGACGACGUAGUGAGAAAUGAAGCAGUUCGGAAGAAUCAGCACGUCAUCGGUGAACUCCACGUCGAAUCGAAGCAGAUAACGAGAUUAAGCUGAUCUCUUUAGGCCAAUACAGGUUGCUGAAUAGUCAUAUUUCUGAGAACCUUGUUGUGGACAAUACUGAGAUUUCAAAAAAAUGUUAUGCGGUAUAUAAUGUCACUGACGUACAAAUGUUAAGGGUUUCUAAGUGUUGUGAAUGCAUGUAAAAUUGCUGUGUGACCAGACGGAAAAAAAAGGUUAACAAUAGUGUAUUGUUUAGGAAAAUCAUUCCAGAUGAUGUUUUCCUUUUUAAUACUCAAAAUAUUUGAUAUUUCAUUUCUGUCUUUUCUAAAGAAACCUUUGUAAAACUUAAUUUCUCUAUUUUGUACAGGACAUCAUUGUAAAGGUUGUAAAUAGGUCAGCAUUCUGGAUGCGGCAACAAUCAUUAAGGAGGGGAAACCAAGAAAUCAUCCUUGACAGAAAAAGGAUAUUUCUUCAGAGUUGGGUCCAGUUUAUGGAUAAGGCAUGUUUCUGAAGGCUUUCAUCCACCUAUCACUGGUUGUUGGAAUCAAUAAAAUACAUGUUAUAUUUA
Messenger RNA from Gasterosteus aculeatus aculeatus (three-spined stickleback), 9850 nucleotides. The record is from RefSeq and is a predicted model, not a curated record. NCBI's taxonomy places the organism in Eukaryota, Metazoa, Chordata, Actinopteri, Perciformes, Gasterosteidae.